Molecule: messenger RNA, 3616 nt
Organism: Camelus dromedarius (Arabian camel)
Lineage: Eukaryota; Metazoa; Chordata; Mammalia; Artiodactyla; Camelidae
Gene: DDIAS
Product: DNA damage induced apoptosis suppressor
Exons: 5
Coding region: 279-3290 (1003 amino acids)
Biological process (GO): negative regulation of intrinsic apoptotic signaling pathway in response to DNA damage
Cellular component (GO): nucleus; cytoplasm
Source: RefSeq, a predicted model, not a curated record
GAGACUCCUAACGGGACCCUUAACGUCAUUAUGAGUGAGACUCCGAGCUAUCUAUGUUGGUUUUUUUUCAGGAGUCAGUCUCUUCCGUAAAAGGGCGGUUAUGAGGGUAGAAGUGUAAGGUUAAGUUUUUUAAUUUUAGACAGUGCUGUUGUAAUCACUCACCGAACGUUUGUCGAAUAUUUACUGUGCCAUCGGACUGGACACGGGUGAAUGUCUGGAUCCGGAAAUACAGAGAGGAAAAGGUGCUGCUCCAGCCUUUCAGGCCACAGUGAGAACACAUGAAUAGAAGAAGAAAAUUUCUUCUCGCCUCAGUUCUUGCUCUCCAGAAUUCGAGUUUUAUAUAUCCUUCAUGUCAAAGGUGCUUUUCUCGGAUAAUCCUGAUCUCCAAAAGGUCUAAUUGUCCAAAAUGUGGCUCUACUGGUGAAGCUGAAAAUGCUAGUUACAGAUAUAAACUUUCCUUAAAAGUUGCAGAGUCAAACAAAUUGUUUGGUAUUACUGUAUUUGGAAGCUGCUUAGAUGCAUUUUUUGGUCUUACAGCCACUGGUUUGCACAGGUAUAUUCAGGAUCCUAAUGAAAUUCCCGAAACACUGGACAGUGAUACAACUCAGAACCUAUUAACUAAAGCAGUUGAAACUUGCUUUGUUGGACAAAGCUUCAUUUUUGGAGUGACGAAUUUUGAAAACCAAUAUGGACAAGGUUCAGGUUCCAAUAACUUCUUACAGCAGUGCUCAGACCUCAAGAAAGAAGUUAAAGCGCUUAUAGCUUGCCAGAUUGUUCUACCAGACCCAGGUGUUGUAGGCUUCACUGUCAUUGACUAUUUCCAUCAGCUUUUGCAGCUUUCUGAUGUCAGGAAACUUCGUUGUGGUUCCCGGGCACCUAGCAGCCGCUUCCUUGCUUUAGAACACUCAAGUAGUGAUUUCAGCAGCAUAUGUGGCCCUGACAGCAGCUCUUGUUGUUUUGAGUCCCAUGGCAGAGAGAAUUUUUCAGGAUUCAGGCAGCCAUCACUUGAACUCAUUUCCACUGAUUCACAACUAACAGAUGAUGAUUUUUCAGCUUCAGAACAAAGCAAGGCCAUUGGUACUCUUUCCCAGAACAGAAAGUGCAUCUCCUUUACAGAGGCCACUGGUUCCAACACCUGCCAUGAUACCACUCAUAUUUCGUGGAACUUUGUUUCAUACAUGGAUAAAAAGAGUACAGCACAAAAGUUGUGUGAAGAACCUGGCUUACAAGCUAAUCAGCCAAGAGCAGUUCAUAGCAAUCAUCAUGAAAUUAGAGUCUCUGGCUCUAAUUUAUUCCCUUUGAAAGUGGAAAAGCCCCUUGAGCCAACUAAUACAAAAUCCUUUCACAGUACAGUGGAAAUUAAAAAUAGGUAUUCCCAGUGUGAACUAAAAUAUCGCCAGUAUCAUGAUGUAGAUACCCUCCGUGGCCUUCAGGAGAGAUCUGUGUGUUGUCCACCUCCAUCACUCAGAUUUGAAGAGAUAGCUGGUGGUUCCCAGGACUGUGAACCUGAGAUUUGGGAUGAUCUGCCAUUCUCUGAAAGCCUAAAUGAAUUUCUGGCAGCUUUCGAAAAUGAGAUUUCUCUAACUCACACAGAUGUCAGUAGCAGGAAAUGUCAUCUAGAUAAUGAUGUUGGUAAAUUACCUGUAGACCACAGCAGGUUAUCAGUAACUCCCAAGAGAACUACUAGCAUACUGAAUAUGCCACCCAUAGCCUUAAGAUCACCACAAGUGACAGCCAAAGCAAACACCAGCAAAGAUAACUUCCUUUCCAACUGUGAAGCGAAUCUAAGUCCUAGUGUUCAUAAGGAGUCACAUCCAGAGAACACCGCAGAGGCUAUCUCUAUAAGUAGUAGUGGAAGAGACACAUCUGAAAAUUUUCUACCAAAUGUUUAUCUGUCAGCUCUGUUUCCAUCUUCAAAAGGCUCAGGCACAACAAGUACUCUCAAGUCUACUGAAAUUACAUCACAUAGGGCUGAAGUUUCACUUACAUGCAGUGCUUCAGAGAGUGACCAUUCUUGUCUCAAAGGCAAAUAUUUUAAUGGAUGUGGAGAAAAAUCGCUUUCAGAAAUGAGUGAAAAGUUGACAACUUUGCAUUCUAGGAGAUAUAAUGAUGUUUCCAGCCUUCACACCUUAGAAAAUAAACAGUACUCUAGGUUGCCAAAGAACCAGGGUGACAGUUUUCCAAUUUGCAGGAAACUCACAUAUCCUUUAGAAGCUCCCUGCAGUAGUCCAAAUAGAAGUACGAAUACACUGAAAGAAAUGCAUUAUGAACACACCAGUAAUAACUUAACACAGAACUGUUCUACUGGUCAUGAAGGUGGCUACAACGCUUCUGCUGAUCUCUUUGAUGAUAGUGCUAAAGAAAUGGACAUUGCAACAGAAAUGACCAAAAAGUCACAGGAUAUUUUGUUACAGUGGGGAAAGCCUUUGGCAGAAAGUCGUCAGACAGAAUCUGAUUUUUCAUUGAGAUCCCUUUCUGAAAACUCUAGCCAGUCUUCACAAAAAUUAUCCUUGCAAAGCACAUCUGCUUCUCUGUAUCCAAGAACACGUUCCUCUUCACCUCAUUUUCAGUCAGAUUUGGAGUAUGACUUUGAAGAUAGCCAAGAUUUUGUUCCAUGUUCACAGUCAACUCCAGUUGCACGAUUCCACCAAACUAGAAUUCACGACGGGAUGAAAGGAGCUUUCAAAAAAUUUCCUGCGUUUUAUUCAGAUCUUGAUGUUAACUAUAAAAAAACAAGGCUUUCCUCUGAAAAUGACACACAGCAAGCCACCCCUACCUGUCCAAAAAAUAUAAAGACACCCAGCCAGAAAUCCAGAAGUCCUACUAUAUCUGGUAUGACACAACCAGAGAUUUUCAACAGCUGUCCUGUUGCUGAAUGCCCUGAAAGUGAUGUUGAUGAAUGGGUCCCUCCUACCACACAAAAAGUAUUUCUUUCAGAAAUGCAUGGAUUCCAGGCCAUGGGUCUAAGGAAAUUUCCUGCUGCUUAUAAUUCUCCUGAUCAAAAAGAAUUACCAAGAAAAAAACGGAAAUAUGUCAAACAAAGAACUAAUAAAUGUUUAAUUAAGAAGGAGUUAAAUUUAAAGAAUAUGCUUACAGCAGCAGUUACAAAUCAGAAAACUCCUGAAUAUAACAGAACAAGGUCAGGCUGGAUUUUCAAAGAGUCAGUGUUGGGACUUGGUUCUUGUUCAGAAGUCAAAUGUUGCCUUCCACUUUCAGAAAACUGGCCACCUUCCAUGCCUGACACUAAAAGUGCUUGGUCUCCUGAAUUGUUUUCACAAAAUGUCACCUGAACCCAAUUACUGGACUUUCAAAGGUAAGUCUGUUUGGAAACUCUUACCUCCAUUGGCAUGGAAAGCAUUCUUACCAUUUUGACCACUUGAAGAGAAGCAAAGAGAAAAGAGGUGCUGUUUUGCCUUUUAAAUGGUGGGAAGCCAUUGUUUUUCCCAGUGUUUUAUCCAGAAUACUCUGAUUUCAGAUAAUUUUGCACUUUAUCUUAUAUUGUUGAUUGUACUUAAGCAAUAUUGUUAAUUUUGCUUGUUACAAGUAUUUGUUGAAAUCACACGUACAUUCAGAAAUAAAGGCAUUGCAAACCAAAACUUAGUCUUUCUUAAUUGUU